UAGUAUUAACAUUGUUAACAGUGAAAAUAGUGUGAAAAAUAGUUUUUUAAAUUUAUUUGUGUUAUUUUUAUCUUAAACCGUCAAGUUCUUGUGUAAUUCGGGUAAUAAUUGCUUUUUCGGCAAAAGCGACAGUGGUGACAGUGUUCCGCAAAAAGUGAGGUUAUGUUUUGAUAGUCAUCAUCAUGACAGACUGGUUCGUUGCGAAAAUAAAUUGUUUAAUUAAAUUAAACAAUGUGGAGGAGAAAAAGGAAUUAUUGGCUGAAAUAAAAAUAAAGUUACUGGGAUUAACCAACAAUGAUUUGGAAUCUGUUUCACGAAAUUUGGAUCUUGGGAAAGUUUUCUCUCAGUUAACCUUUCAGGACAGAGAAUUUCUCGAGAUGCUGUGCGAGGUUUUAAAAAUAAUAAUAACAAAACUGGAUAUUGGCAGUGUUCAUCAACGCUAUCGAAGAGAGAUGUUUCAAUUGAUGUCGCACUCGAAUGGCUCGGUGAAAAAUCUUAUUCUCGACGAAUUAUUACGAACCGCUUCUAAUUCUUCAGCAUUACAACAAUUACUCGUCGAUAAUGAAUUACUCGUUGCCGUAACGGAGAAAGUUGCCGACGAUGAUUUAUCAGUGGCACAAAAUGCGAUGACAAUAUUGAAAAAAAUUGGUGAAACUGCCGAUGGUUUGAAAGUUCUCUAUUCCAACAUUCUCCUGCGAACAAUUGCAAAACUUUUGACAAAAAAUGAUAUCAUCACAUUUCGAGUUUACGAGAUUGUCGUCGAUAUUGCGAAGAAAUCGAAAAUUGGCCUCGAAGCAUCAAUACAAUCGGGUUUCCUUCAAAGUUUAAUAAGAGUCCUGGACAAUGACGACGAACUCAUUCAACUCAAUGCCCUGGAGGCAAUGACUGAUUUAGCAUUAAAUGAAGAUGGUCUCAAAUUUCUCGAGGAGCAGGAAAUCCUCGCGAAACUCGCUUCAAAAAUAGCGCACUCCAAUGAAACGCCACUUUCAAAUUUAUUCAUUCCUGGUCUAAUGAAAUUUUUCGGUCAUGUCUCACGUUUUCGUCCCAAUGAAAUAUUCUCGAAAUAUCCAAUUGUUAUCACUGCACUUUUCGAUGUUAUUGAAAAUGGCGACGAGAGUAUUUUAGCAGCUGCACUCGAUACUCUGGGACAUAUUUCAACGACAAUUGAGGGUAAAUACGCAUUACAAGAUCUUGGCGAUAGUAUGACGAGGGCUUUGAAAAAAAUUGCGGAAAUAAUUAAAAAAAUGCCCACGUACUUUAGAUUACGUGCGUUAAAUAAUCUCGAGAUUAUUUUGUCGGUGAAGAAAUCGGAGCAGGACAAUAGAAUAUGUUCAUUGACGAAAUCGUGGUUCGAUUCACUCGAUGAGGAACCAUUGAAAUUGCUGACUGAACUUUGUAAGCAACCAUUCGCCGAUAUACGACAAGCGAGUUUGCAAAUUCUCAGCGUUGUCGCGUCACAAGUUUGGGGUCAGGAAUAUAUUGCGUCACAUCCGGGCUUAGUCGAAUUUUUACUCGAUAGAAAUAUUGAGAGUUUCAAGGAGUGUAAGGAGGCUAAAUUUGAAAUUGUUAAAAAUCUCUCGAAAUCUGUUGACAAUAUUUUCGAUGCAAAUACUAUGCAAAAAUUUAAUCAUUACGUUAAUAAUGGUCCGUUCUACGUUGAAACUUACACGGAAGUUGCUAUUGAAGGCGCUUCAUAAUUUUCUUUUGUCAAAAAAUUAAAAUUUCCUUAUAGAAGAAUAAAUAAAAUAUAAAAAAAAUAUUUUAAAAAAAUAAAAAAAAAUAUAAAAAUAUAAAUAAAAUAUUUUUCAAUAUUUUACGAAUAAAAUUUUUUUUUCAAAGAAAUAUAAAUAGUUUUUAUAUUGUAAAAGCGUUGAAAGCGAAAAAAAAGAGAAAAUGAACUUUGAAAAGUUCCAUUCAUUGUUAAUUGAAUUUAAUAUUUGUACGAAAUUUAAUACAAAUUACGAUUACUAUAAGAGAAAUAAUUUAUUUUUCUUAAAUCUAAUACAGUAUAUAUAAAAUUGAAAAAAGAAUUUUUCUACAGACAAAGCUUAUAAAUAAAUACACGAAAUUCGAAACUUUCGUUGUGACUUAUUUGCAAUAUUUGAUAUAAUUGAGUCGUUAUAACUUAUUAACUACAGCGUGGAAUAAAAAAAAAUUGAGCUUUUUUUUCUCUCCACUGUUUGGUGAAUAUUAAGAAAUAGUAUUUUUUUUUUUACCUAAACAAUCACUUUACAAAGUCUUGAUUGAUAAUUACAAUAUGUUUGUAUAUACAGGGUGAACUCGGUACAAUUUACAUUUUGAUAAAAUUUUGCAGCAAUUCCGAAUAAAAAGAAUCUUUUUGUGAAUAAUUAUUUUUUCUUACGUUCGAACUAAGCAUAGGCGUAAGAAUAUCGUGAGAAUUGUUUAAUGUUUCCUUAAUGAAACAAUUUUUUAAAUUAAUUAUCAGGCAUCACAGUUGGUCCCCUUUUGUCCCCUUAUUUCAAUUUUAUCACCUUUUUUUUGACGAUUUGUCACCUUUUUUCCUUUUUUGCUGAUUUCUUC
Messenger RNA from Leptopilina heterotoma, 2541 nucleotides. Its product is annotated as 26S proteasome non-ATPase regulatory subunit 5. NCBI's taxonomy places the organism in Eukaryota, Metazoa, Arthropoda, Insecta, Hymenoptera, Figitidae. The coding region runs from base 183 to 1697 and encodes 504 amino acids. Gene Ontology annotation, cellular component: cytosol. The transcript has 2 exons. The record is from RefSeq and is a predicted model, not a curated record. Gene Ontology annotation, biological process: proteasome assembly.